Molecule: messenger RNA, 1213 nt
Organism: Prunus avium (sweet cherry)
Lineage: Eukaryota; Viridiplantae; Streptophyta; Magnoliopsida; Rosales; Rosaceae
Source: RefSeq, a predicted model, not a curated record
AUACCACUUCUCCUUCUCUCUCUCUCUCUCUCUCUCUCUCUCUCUCUCUCUCUGUAUCAGGCUGCAGCAGGAGCUAGCUUGCUUUGAGCACCAUUGUUUAACUUCAGACACACACUACUCUCUCUUCAAUCAUGGAUGUUUUAGCUUUUGCAGCACUGCUUCUCUUAGCCAUGGCUGGCCAGUCAAGUGCCAAUUGGUGUGUUUGCAAAGAGGGAUUAGGUGACGCAGUCUGGCAGAAGACACUGGACUAUGCUUGUGGAGCUGGGGCUGACUGUAACCCCAUCCAUUCAAAUGGGGGUUGCUACAACCCCAACACUGUUAAAGCUCACUGCAACUACGCUGUUAACAGCUAUUUUCAGAAGAAGGGCCAAGCUCAAGGCUCUUGUGACUUUGCUGGCACAGCAAACCCUGUUACAUCUGAUCCCAGCAUAACUGGUUGUGUUUACCCCUCUAGCGCCAGCACUGCAGGCACUACUACAACUCCAGUAACAAAUACUCCAGGAACGCCAUCCACCGGCACCGGCACUGGCACUGGAACGCCAUCCACCGGCACUGGCACAGGCACCGGCACCGGUACCACAACCCCAACGACCUCCACCACUCCCACAACUGGUACUACAACGCCGACAACCACCACUCCGUACACUGCAACUCCUGGGGUAUUAGGAGGGAUUGGCACGGGCGUAGGGCCAUCAGGAGCUGGCAUCAACUCGGACGACAGCGGUGUGAUUAGACUUGUUGAUGCUAGUUUGUUUUCUUCUAUUCUAACCUUAUUCGUUUCAGGCUUGAUGCUUUGGUGGGGUUGAGAAAGAAAUUAGAGGGUGUGAGGUGGGGUAGGGGUGGAACAGAGAUGAUGCUGGAUUUCAAUAUGCAAGUAUGAUGCAUGUGAGUCUGCUGUUGAUUUGUAGGUGUUCAUCUUAGGGCCAGCCUUGCCAAGUUUUUGUCUUUUAUCUUCACCCUUCUAAGUUCUCUAUGUGGGAAAAAAAGCAGAUGGGCUUUUGAUUCCUUUUGGGUGGUAUUGCUUAGUGGGAGUGACUAUGGAAAAGCAUCUGUCUUUCUGUCUCCAACUUUUCUCUGUUUUUUGUACAUUAGAUCUAAUCUGGGUGUACUGCUAGCUAGCUAGUCUAUUAAUUUGAUGAGUAUUUGGCACCUAUUUUCCUAGUUGGUAUUGGAGAACCCUGUUUCAGUAUGGUUAUUUAUUUCUUCUUUUGCU